UAUGUGUCUUACAGAUAUGCAAGCCUCUAUUUCUGCUGUGCCAUUGAAGAUCAAGAUAAUGAGUUAAUAACCUUGGAAAUAAUUCAUCGUUAUGUAGAAUUACUUGAUAAAUAUUUUGGAAGUGUUUGUGAACUUGAUAUCAUCUUUAAUUUUGAGAAGGCUUAUUUUAUUUUGGAUGAAUUCCUCUUGGGAGGAGAAGUUCAAGAGACCUCCAAGAAAAAUGUUCUUAAAGCCAUUGAACAGGCAGAUCUAUUACAAGAGGUAUACAAUUUUUGUUUCUUUGUUAAAGCACACCAGCAUGCUGGGCUGAUACACAUUAUUUUGUUCCAUUUCUUCCAAGUUUGCAGAAAAGCUUUUCAUCACUUUUACCACAUAAUGCUUUAUUUUUAUAUAUAUUUUAUGCUGCUAUACAAUUGUAUUCAUAUGGAUCUAGACACUUCUCUGCUCAACUUACAUUUUGCCUUUUUAAUUAAUUGAAUGAUUGAAUAAUUUUGUCAUACUUGUAUGUCUCUACUUUUUAUUGUUGAAAUCCAAAAAUUAGAUUCUAUUAUUAAGUGUUUUUUAAAAGUCAUUUUGCUACAGCUAAUGUAAUUUGAUGAGUAGUAAGUGUUUAUCAAAUAGUUUUAAUACUAGUCUUAUAACUAGAUUAAGGAUUGGAACUAUAUCUAGAUCUGCUAAUUAUUCCAAAACGUCUAAUUUUUCUGGCCUGUAGUAUCUAAACCCUCUUGCCCUAAAGUGAAUUAAAUUUUGAAUUUAGAUUAUAGUGUAGUAGCUAAAAUACAUUUCUUCACUUCUUAUUAAUUUAGGAAAUGUGUUUCAUGUUUAUUCAAGUUUGGUGACAGAGCAGUAAAUAAUGCCUUUGUCAUGAUUUUUUCAUAUCUAUGCUCACAAUAAUACUUAUAUAUUGUAAUAAAACACGAGUUUUGAGUAUAGCUCUAUCAUGUUAGCAAAGUUUUUGUAUGUUGCUUUAGGAAAAUUGUGCUUGGCUUGCUAUAUAAAUAGAAACAAUUGGGUUUUUUUGGCCAGCAUUACAUGGGAUGUGUAAAUAGAUGUAUUUAUUUUAUUCUGAGGAUUUAUUUUAUUCUGAUCCCUCAUCAUAUUCUGUCCCUUUAUUUAUCAGUUGAAAGUUUUAAUAUAGCUAAUUAAGGGAAAUUCAUCUAGUUGUAUUUGCUGGUAAAAUGUAGCUUUCUUGGAAAUUAGCCAUUUUAGAAGGAGCUGAUUAUUUGAAAGCUUUACUUAUUUAAAAUAUUUAAACAUUAAUGACAAAGUGGAAGUUUUCCAUGUGUAAGUUAUUAACAUAGUGGCCUAUCACAGAUAUUGGCAGGAAAAAAGACAGAAAAUUUGCUUGUUUGUCUGUGUCAGGGAAGAUGCUGAAGGUAUCUUGAAGAAUGUUGUUGUCCUGAGGAUAAUCAAGGAAAGGACAGGAGGUCAGGAAUUUUUACAAAAUUCCCAAGGAAAUCCCUACUUAUAUAGCUCAGUGAUUUAGAAAGAAAUUAAUUAUGUGAUAUACUAACUAUAGUAGAAGAAAAUUAAUAAAGUUAACUGAAUAAUCAUACUAUAUAUUAUAUACCUUUUAAAAGUCUUUGUAGAAGAAAAAUAUUCAAAAUAUUUUGUAUGUAAAACCCAUGACAAAUCUGUAGCUUCUGUUCCUGUAUUAA
Messenger RNA from Notechis scutatus (mainland tiger snake), 1658 nucleotides. Lineage: Eukaryota; Metazoa; Chordata; Lepidosauria; Squamata; Elapidae. The record is from RefSeq and is a predicted model, not a curated record.